AUGAAUCAACACCAGAUAGCAAAUGCUGAAGCUCAGCGUGCGAUUUACCAAUCGAAAGAUUACCACGAUAUCGAAUUGAAGUGCAAGGACAGCAUUAUCUUUGCACAUAGUGCAAUACUGCUACCUCGCUCCGCGGUCCUCGCCAAUAGAGAAGAUGAGAGAUGGAGCGUCACCGAAACGAAUCUAAGACGGUUUGAUAUGUCAGAUCAGCAUUCAUUCAUCGUUAACGCAGCACUUUCGUACAUCUAUACUUCUGGAUACAAUGAUGACCCUUCUGGCACCUCUUCAAACUUGAACAUGCUUCCUCGCAUACUCCCCCUACCCCAUCAGCCCCCGCAUUCCUUUGCACCUGCUCAAAAUCUUGACGACUCACGAUUGGUUUUCAACACGGAACUGUAUAUUUUCUCCCGCAAAUACAAGAUCGAAAUGCUGGAACGCCUAGCCGCCGAGAAAUUCCGUAACGUCGCAUAUCUUCCUUCACCUCCCUUGUUCAACUCCAACACAGACGUACUAGAGAGGAGACCUGCCUUUGUCGCUGCCGGAUCUCUUCUCUGCGACAACAUGCCGGAUCUUGUCGACAGGAAGACUGAUGAGUUAUGGAGAAAUAUGAAAAUGAUAUCGUUCACGAAUUACAUGAUUUUGAAGGAUGCGAGAUGGAAGGAUGGGGAAGAGAAGAGAAUCUUUUGGGAAAGGGAAGAUUUUGUGACGGAGCUGUUGGAAACGGGAUGGCACAUGCAUCUUGACCUUUCAAUGCGUCUGAGAAAUAUGGGGUAA
Botrytis byssoidea is the source of this 774-nucleotide messenger RNA. RefSeq lists its product as uncharacterized. NCBI's taxonomy places the organism in Eukaryota, Fungi, Ascomycota, Leotiomycetes, Helotiales, Sclerotiniaceae. Bases 1 to 774 code for a protein of 257 amino acids. The transcript is spliced from 2 exons. Gene Ontology annotation, molecular function: protein binding. The record is from RefSeq and is a predicted model, not a curated record.